UUUUUUCGAAUGAGCAGACGACCUCAACAACAGCAAAGUCGGCAGCAACUCUCUGACGAUCCUGUUCGCGACGUUCUACAUCAUCAGUCCCAGCUACGGCAACCACCACAGUCACAACACCAACAGCCUCAACAACACCAGCAGCCUCAACAGCCUCAACAGUAUCAACAGCAUCAGCUGUACCCAAGGAACCAACAGUACCAAGAGCAACUGCAUCGAAAGCAGCAGUUUUCUACUUUGGAGCUUCUUCGGCUGCAGGCCCUGAGUCAGGUAAAUAAAACACGCGACACCUUUUCUCUUGUCAGACUGUAGCCUCGUUGCAGAUGGUGACAAGCGUCUCUUUUCUAGCAUUGCGAUAAUCCCUUGUUCCCCACCCAUUCAGCGCCAGGCACACGCUAUGGACCUUUGCAAACGACCGCUGCCUCCCUUGGUAUUGCGUCAAACACGGGACCCCUGGAUGUUUCUCAAUUGACGUAUCCUUCGCAGCCUCAAGACCAUAUGUCAUCACCGGUCUCUGUUGCCUCAUCACUACGUUCUCCUCUGCUUUCGGCAGCAUUCCCUUCCCCGACUUUAACUGCCAGCAGCGUAUCCUCCAAUUCCCCCGCAGUCCCAAAAAAACUGCCUCGACGGCCUUCCGCGCCUACUCAGUCAGAGGCGAAGGGGAGGUCGAAAGGACAUGUUUUCACAAUGGAUCAGGAGACGUAUAUCGCAGAGCUGCUUGCGGACCCAGAGACUUGGUCUUUUUUGGACGGUCCAAGUGACAGAAACAGCUACCACAUGCCUAAGACCGAGGUUCGUGAAGGCAUUGCUAAGAAGGUCAAUCUCAAGUUUUCCACGGAGGAGAAGCCGGUAACCCUUGAUGGCUUUCAGAUCAAGAACAAGAUCGAUAACAUGAAGAAAGUCUGGAAGAGGGCUAACCUGGCUCUCAACAAGACCGGCAAUGGAGACCUGCCCAACAAGUCAUUGAAGGAGAAGGUCAUCCAAAUUUGUCACUUCUACUACAUCUUGGUCGAGGUCUGGUCUGCGUCUUGGUCCUUGAACCCAAGGGAGCCCUAUCAGCUUACCGGCAACCUCAACCGACCUAUUCCGGACGACAACGACAUCACUAGCGACGAGAGCGACGGGCAAGGCACUGGAGCUGGACCGCCGGACUCUCCCAAUAGACUCCCAGAAACCAGCGCUGUACGCGGACACCGGAGCUCAACGACACCGGCCAAGACAUCCAACAAGCGUGGAAAUGAAGGGUCGGAUUACGUCGCCAUGCUCAAGAACUUAUCUGACAUAUCUGAAACAGCGCACGAGCUCAAACGACAGAAACUGGCUAUCGAGGAGAGGGCAAUCGAGGAUAAUCGCCGGUAUCAAGAAGCGCAGAUACGAUUCAUCGAGAUGCAGACCUUGAAGCUGAAGUCCGAAAUGGAGGCUGAAAGGAUGAAGUUGGAGAUCGAAAAAAUUAAGGCAGCCGCAGAGAUGAAGAGAGCAGAGGCGGAAUUGGCGAAAGCGCAGUACACGGGAGUAACGCAACAGAGAUCUUCACAAAGUCCACAGAGAUGUAGUCCUAGCCCGCAGAGAAGUCCUGGCGGUGGAAGUUCAUCCAAGUAUCAUCACUAAAGAACUGCUAUAUUUUUUAUUACUCAUCGUCUUCUUUGUAAAACUGCGGCCAUGAUAGUGAUUCGUUUGUUUAAUGCCUCCUCACGCAUCUGUCUCUGUUGAGCAGGAGUCAACUCAUCGUCGUUAUCGUCGUCACUACCACCCUCGCUACCACUGUCAUUUUCUGCAAUCGUGCCCCUCGCCCUCCUUUCCUCGACCUCCUCUUGUAUCCAUCGCUCAGUCUCUUUUUCAUACGGAUUGUGAAUCCCACUCGUCAAAAGAAUAUUGUGCAGGACAACGCAAGCCGCUACAUGCCUACUUGCCUCAAAGACGCUCUGGUUGCUGUUGAUAUGGAUUCUAAGGCAGCGGAGGGAUUUGAAUCGUCCUUUGAGUAGACCAAAGCCAUGCUCCACUUUCGUCCGGGUUCCACUGAGUUUUUUGUUGAAUUUGAUCUUGUUGGGCGUGUGAUAUUCUCUAGGAGUUAACUUACUAAUUAAACAAUCGGACUGAAGU
Molecule: messenger RNA, 2100 nt
Organism: Gamsiella multidivaricata
Lineage: Eukaryota; Fungi; Mortierellomycota; Mortierellomycetes; Mortierellales; Mortierellaceae
Exons: 1
Coding region: 499-1608 (369 amino acids)
Source: RefSeq, a predicted model, not a curated record